This is a messenger RNA of Notechis scutatus (mainland tiger snake), 2676 nucleotides long. RefSeq names its product TNF superfamily member 14 (gene TNFSF14). Gene Ontology annotation, molecular function: tumor necrosis factor receptor binding. Lineage: Eukaryota; Metazoa; Chordata; Lepidosauria; Squamata; Elapidae. Gene Ontology annotation, biological process: immune response. Gene Ontology annotation, cellular component: membrane. The record is from RefSeq and is a predicted model, not a curated record.
GCAGCACGCCUCUGGGCUCUGCAGUUCUUUCCACAUUUCCCCUGAAGGAUACACGAUGGAAGCGGCUGCAGGGUACCCCUCUGUUUUUGUUGUGGAUCCAACACUAAGGGACGUUCCCUUUGUGCCGCCCAGACGGAGGAGUCCGAAGACAUGUCAAGCUUGUCAGCUGUUCUUGGGAUUCCUGGUGCUGCUGGUGCUGAGUGGCUUAACCAUCCAAGCCUAUCUCCUGAUUUCCUUUCGCAAGGAACUGGACACAGCAAUGGCACAGGGAACAGCCAACGCGACUGCUGAAAAAAUUAUACAAGCUCCACCCAAGCUUCCUCUCAAAAGACCAUCUGCUCAUCUGACACUAGAACUCCCUGACACUGCGCUUAUAGAUGGAGUCCUGCAGUGGGAACAUCAGAACGGGCUUGCCUUUCUGCAUGACAUGGACUACAAAGCUGGUUCACUGAUUUGCAGCAAGUCUGGCUACUACUAUGUCUAUUCCAAGCUCAGCUUGAUGUAUUCAAGCUGUCUAACCAAACACCAGAGAAAUUCCCUUUUCACCCACCACAUUUACAAAAGGACACCUCGCUAUCCUGAGAAGAUAUUACUGCUGACCAACUACAUUACCUAUUGCAACUCUAAGGACAGUGAACAGUGGCACGGCAAUAGCUUCCUUGCUGGGAUGGUGUAUCUAGAAGAGGAGGAAGAAGUGUUCAUCAAAAUAACAAAACAGGAGUUGUUGUUGUACAAGGAUGACUCAGUAUCACAUUUUGGCACCUUCAUGAUCUAAAGGCUGUAAGGCUGUGCACAGACUUGAUUUUAGUUGAGCAAUGAGAAGGACCCCUUCCUUGUACCGUAGUGGGGUCAUCUCUUAGUGUUGCUUCAGACAUUUUUCAAAUAUAUUGAAGGAAGGGCAAGAGGUCUGCUCAUUUUUUAGAAGGAAAAAAAAUGUUUGAUCAACUGUUGGCUGGCCAUGACCAAAAUAAAAAAGGGUGAAAAAAUAUUUGGUGUGGGAGGGAGGACAUAGGAGAACUUCUAUUUCUUCAAAGAGUUACCUGACAUUUCUUUGGCUGGACUGUCCAUUAGUCACCCAUGACUGGCAUCCCAAGUGAAUGCCUGUUUUAAGUAACAAGUGCACUUAUUUGGAGGGUGGGGAGGGAUAACGCUAUUUUUAAUACAUUAUUAUUAUUAUUUGAAAUGCUGUAAAAUCCUGCAAAGUCAGUCUGUAAGGAGUCAUGGUGGACAAAGAAAAUGAGAUGACAAUGUAACACCACCGCAUGGUCUCUGAAAAGCUGCUGUAUGUACAGGAGCCUUUCCCCACUUGGACCUACCUACAGCAUAAACUUGCCCUGGCAGUCUCUAUGUUCUUCCUUGUCCCCAUGGUCUUGUUCCUUGCCUUGGUCUUGUUCUCAGCAGCCCGGCACCGAGAAAGCCUUGGAAUGAUGUUUUCCUCUCUUAUUUUGAUCCUUCCAGAGUCACUCUUGGAGUGAAGUCAGGGAAACUACCUGUGAGUGGAAACACAGGUAGUUGUGAAAAGUAAUAAAGGCAGGACAGGGAUGGACUCUGAGCAGAGACCCGUUCUGCCUGGGGGGACUUAGAUGGGUGGACAGCACUUCAACUCAGCAGUAGAGAGAGGCCCCUAAAUUCAGGAUCAAGAUUUUGAAGGGCUUACUCAUGAGUCACUUCAUCUUGAAUAGAUGAACCACAUUCCAGAAUGGCCGUUUUAUAGUUAUACUGACACAGCAUUGUUGAGCCAAGGAGCUUCCUGUGUUGGUGAUUGUUGCUUAUCACUGCAGUGAAACGUCAAAUGUAAGCUAAGCUUGAAUGACUGGGCAGCUUGCUGACUAUGACAUGGGUCCUGUAGUCAGGAAUAAAUCCAUUCCUUUAUUAUUGGCUUCAAAGCCCAGGAAGCCAUUUAGUACUUGGAUAGACAUUGCCACUAUGAGCCUUUAGGCCUUAUUUAUUCUCUGAUGCUUCUCCCUCACCUCCUACUAAAGGACCUUGGAAGGGGUUUUUAUAUUAACCAUUCUCUUCUACGAAUGCCUAGCUGCUUUUCCUUCUGCACAGUUGCUGCAUUAACAUAGGAAUAUCCAUAUAAUGGUAUAGGACCACAUGAUUGUGUUAGUACUGUAAUGCCCAAAUAGGGCAGUAUUUCCUGGAUUAGUCACUGGCUCGUGCUACCCAAUCAGGAAUUAUGUACUAAACAGGGUAAAUCCUGCCAAACCAUGUGAACAAUCAGAUUUGAUUACAUUAUAUCCCUUAAGGAAAAGAGGACUAUAUAACGAAACAGAAGCAUUCAAAUAUCAUUGAAAGCAGAAGAGAUGUGAUACUUUUUGAAAUAUGGGUGCAUGGCUACCUUAAUAGUGAAGGUAUGAUUAAAAGUAAAACUUCUCUAACCAAAAUGACAUCUGCCUUAGUGCUCCAAAAAAUCAUUCUGCCUUUUGUUAAAUAAGAAGGUAAUGCAUUAAUUCCCAAUCCUGUAUUGAAUGAGAUCAUUAUACAUUGGCCUAAACCAGGCUCCUAGAGAAGGGCACCAAGCAAUUUCAAUGGAACAGCUACUGUAUGUGUCUGAUAAAAUAAAAUUCCAAAGAUUAAUGUGUCAAAUACAUUGUUUAUGGGCCUGCUGUGAAAUAGGACUUGAAAACUAGAGCUAUGAUAGAGUAUGGCAGCCAGGGAUGUGUCCACACUAUA